Culex pipiens pallens (northern house mosquito) is the source of this 5790-nucleotide messenger RNA. RefSeq lists its product as uncharacterized. Lineage: Eukaryota; Metazoa; Arthropoda; Insecta; Diptera; Culicidae. The coding region runs from base 4255 to 5787 and encodes 510 amino acids. The transcript is spliced from 2 exons. The record is from RefSeq and is a predicted model, not a curated record.
AGGAAAGGGGUCAAGAAACAGCUUUACGAACAGCAGAACAAAGGAGAGGGAGCGUUUUCUUGGGGCUUUUCUUCACCCUCUCUGGCUUGCUUUCGCUGCAGCUGCUGCCCAUUUGAAUUUUUUCUUGACCGGUUCCUUCCGAAGUGCAUACACCGCUUUACACGAGAACGUCAAAAUGAAAGAAAUUUUACAGUCGAAUUAAAAGUAAAAACUUUUAAAUCAGUGAGCAAUGAGAUUUUCAAAAACUGUAGCAGUAAAAGUUUUCAUUUUCAAAACAAGAAAAAAAAUUUUAGUGUAGCAAAUUUUUACAAACUUUUUAAUUCAAAAGUAUGUUACUUUUGUCAUUAUCGUAAUAUUUUUUUGUGUGUAAGUGCACGGUUCAAAUUAGAAUAUGGGUCAUUCCAUCUGAAGCGGAACAGCACUUGAAAAUUACCAUCUCCGAUUCUGCCCAAUUUUGGCAGAGCUGUUGAGACUAUCAAAACAUGCAAAAAUCCCGAAUUUCAUCCAAAUCGGACCACCCCCUCCAUUUUUGUACCCUCCCAAAAAAUCGACUAUUUGGCGAUUUUUGAGCGAAACCCCUAUCUUCAAACGACGAUAACUCAGGAACAACAAAUCUUAGAGGGUCGGUCUUAGACUCAAUUUUGAAGGAAAUUGGACAUAGAAUCCAUUUAUGUGAUCAAAGUUUAGAUUAAAAUAUGUUUUCUACCCGAGGGGCGGGACAAUAGUAAGAAAUUAAAUAAUUUAAUUAAUUAACGGUCGGAAUUUAAUACAUUAACGAUUGUUUACCGUCAAAACAACGUCACCUCUCUUUACACCACUUUGGUUGGAACUCGGAUUUGACGGGUUUGACAGUUUGCCAUCUCGCGCGUUCGUUUAUUUUUGUUGUGCUUGGUUGAGAAUUUUAGUCGCAGCAGCACAGCAGCAGAAAGCCGAAAACGAGAGCCAAUUUUUGUUGAACAAUUCGAUUUGGCACGGACAUUAGUCAAUUUUGGUGGAAUUGAUUCUAGAAGCUGCCCCGGUCAUGGCUAUCGAAUAUUACGUUUUGUAACAAUUCACAGGGUUUGAAGAUCUUCGGCGUCAACACGGCAGAUGAAAUAAUCUAAAUAAUCAACCAUGGUGUGCUGCAGCUGGCCAUUGUGGAAAAGCAACCGAGAAACCUCAAGAUUGUGGAAUCCUGGGUGGAUCAAUCCUUCCGUCCCUUCUAGCAGAAACUCCCACCAACCGCGACUGCACCUGUUUUGAUUCUAAACUCAACUUUUGUAUCAUAUAAGUUUGAUUGUAAUUUUGUGUUUUAUUGUAGGAUCAAAAUGCUAGUGGAUUUAAAAUACAACGAUCCGGGAGAAACAGGUGGAGGUUCUUAUAGUUAGCCGAGAUGAUCAGCGGAAGUCAGAUAGAUUUUGGGAGUGAGACUUUUUGUCGGUUCAGAUGACCACUUCCUGCUCCAAAUACUCUUUAGUGUUUUGGCUUUCCAAUGUGUUCAUGUGGCAGCCGUUUGACAACACAAAUAACGUAAGAUUUGUAAUGUCUUGCAACGCCGAAAUCGAUCCACCACCAAUCUCAAGCUUACCAUAGACUUUGAAGAUCCGUGGUGUUCCGGUAAGGGAAGGGGAGUGGAAGAACCUGGAUAGAACACGGCUAUGGUAUCAGGCAAACUGUGAAGUAAAUGUUGUGGUCGUAUGUGUAAGAGUAAUGUAAAGAUAAAGAUCACUACUGAUCUAAAAAUUGCGUUUCUAUUCAAUCCAUAAAAUUUUAAUAAACACAUAAUAAAAUAUAAAAAGUCUCAUUUCAUUCUUGGCAUAAAUUAUUUAACAUCAUUGCCAGGACCGGUGUUGUAGUGGUAAGCGUGGUUGCCUCUCACCCCAGUUGUACUGGGUUCGAUCACAUACGGUCACGGUGGCAUUUUUCAAGACGAGAUCUGUCUGAUCACGCCUUCUGUCGGACGGGAACGUAAAUAUUGGUCCGUUCUAAAGAACCUAGUUAUAACCUAGAGGUUAGGUCGUUAGCUCAGUCCAGGUGUAGGAGUCGUCAUCCUGGGUCCUGCCUCGAUCGAGUCACUGGUAGGCAGUUGGACUCACAAUCCAAAGGUCGUCAGUUCGAAUCCCGGGGUGGAUGGAAGCUUAGGUGUAAAAGGAGGUUUGCAAUUGCCUCAACAAUCAACAAUCUUCGGACACCUAGUUUCGAGUAGGAAUCUCGCAAUCGAGAACGCCAAGGCAAUGCUGUAGAGCGAACAAUUUAUUUUAUUGAAAUAGUAGAAACGUUACUGGUCUUCCUAAAGCAGAGACGGUUUUUGGAACGGAUUCCGGUGAUAAAGGUUUCAAAAACUUCAGCUUCUAGUAGGCUUUGAUAAUCGUUAACUUUUCGCUUGUGAUUCAUUGCUAUUCCGUCGAUGAGAGAUCUGAAACCGGGGACCUUGGCUUGGCCGUCGUCAUCCUAGAGUGUAUAGAUUAAGCUAUGGAUUAUUUUAAUUAUUAUUUAUCAAGAGUCAGUCUUUUCUUUGCCGACACCGCAGCAAACGUUUGUUACGCCGUAACACGUGUCGCUUAACUGACGACGUCCUCUUCGAUAGAACAUCCUGCUUCAGAGCUUACACUCAUGUGGCCGUUUUUGUAGGCAAAUUUGUCUUCACCGGAGAGAAAGGAACACUUCCGGAAACGAUUCGUCCAACUGAAACUUGCAUGUUUUCUGCGGGGUCGAUUUUAGCAUUUUUUUCAUGGAAUUGGCUCGGUUUAUAUAAGUUUCUUUUAGUCCAGCAGCUCUGUCGAAGUUCCAGAGCAUUUUGGAACUCUCAGCCGUAAUCUCUCCAGCUGUCGAUUCUUCGAAAAGAUGCGGUGAACCAUGAUUUCGUCGAUCUUGCCGUUCCGACAUCAACCACGUCGACGUAUCAAUGUUGUACAAGUGGACGACAGGCCACUUUUUGAUCCUCCAAAUUACCGGGACUUUUACGCUAACUAUUUUUAAACAAACGAAAAAACUAACGGCAUCGACACAUUUUCGACAAAACCAAAUAAACAUUAAUUUGACAGGCAAGCGCGUGAAAGAGACGCAAAACAAAUCAAAGUUUCGAAAGCAGGUGUAGCGCUGUCAAGUGUAGUUGACAAGUGAAAUUUAAUUCGUUAAUAUAUUAAGAGCGAGUCCACGAGCAAAGGGAGCGUUCUUUUAUUACGUAACGCAAAAAAUCGGACUCUUAGACCCCCUCCCUCCCCCUCGUAACAAAAUUUCCAUACAAAUUUUAAAAAUUUUGUAUGGAGCGUAACACGGCCUCCGACCCCCCCUCCCCCCCUACUGCGUUACGUAAUAAAACAGUGUUUCUCAACCUUUUUCGUUCCAUUCCCCCCUUGGCUAAUUUUCAUGAACUUCAUUCCCCCCCCUCAAAAUUGGAAAAACUUUAAUCAAAUUUCAUAAUUUAAGAUGUAAUGUUUAUCAUAGGACUGAAGUUUCAAUUAAAAAAAAAAUCAUGCAAAACAUAUAAAUAUGCAGUUUGUGAAAUAAUCAACAAAAUGUAGUCCAAAAUUGCUCAAAAUUUCUAAAACAAUUGUAUUUUUUAUAAACUAACUGUUUCUAUUUGAAUUAAUGCAAAACAAUUUUAUAAUAUAUAAAAAGGACUUUUAUUUCAAAAGUUAAAAUAUUCUUUCCAAUUCGAUAGUUUCAAAAAAUGUUUCAGACAUGGAUUAUUUUAGCAAGAUCGUUCAAAGGCAUUACAUUUCUAUUGCAUCCUCAUUCCCCCCCCAAGAAUGGCCAAAUUCCCCCCCAGGGGGGAAUUCCUCACCGGUUGAGAAACACUGUAAUAAAAGAACGCUCCCAAAGCAUACCCAUCUCGCAUCGACCUCACCAAUCUGCCUGAAAUUUUCAGGGGUUGUUUGUACACAUAAAACUAGCAUCUGGACAAAAUAUGAGCACUCUAGGUCAACGGGAAGUGGGGCAAAUCGAGACACAAAGUUUAAAGGUUCAAAAACGUCAAAAAUCUUAAAAAGGCUAUAACUUAGGCAAAAUUCAAUUUAUUUUCAAAAUUCAGAAUGCAUCUUAAAGGGCUUAAAAAAUGCAACAAAAUGCAGGGUAGAGCAUCCCGAUUGGUUAAAUCUAAUGGGAGUUAUUGGCACUUUAGUGAAAAAAUAGCAUAAUUUUCAAACUCAAAUAAAAAAGUGUUCCAUUCAGAUAUCAACUCGGUUCGACCUGCAGCUUGUAGGGGACACAGGGCUGAGCUGUACGAUUUUGAACUAGUUAGUCGCUACCGGAGUUGCUCUGAACGAUGCGCUCAUGGUGGGACCAGUUGUGCAGGACGAUUUACUGGACAUUGCGCUACGCUUUCGACUCCACGCUGUUGCCAUUGUCGCUGACAUCGCCAAGAUGUACCGUAUGAUUCGCGUCCAGCCUGACGACCAGAGACUGCAGAGAAUUGUUUGGAGAGACAAUGUGGACGAACCCAUCCGAAUCUACGAGUUGACCACUGUCACGUACGGAACGGCGUCUGCGCCGUAUUUAGCGACCAAGUGCUUGCAAAAACUCGGUGAGAUCGGAGAAAAGACGCACCCAUCCGCUGCCAAGGUCCUCAAACGUGACUUCUACGUUAACGACAUGUUGGCAGGUGCGCACACGGUCGCUGAAGGAAAAGAGCUAGUCGCCGAAAUGGUCGAUCUGAUGGAAUCUGGCGGAUUCUCGUUGCGAAAGUGGCACUCAAACUCCCGAGACAUCCUGCUCGACGUCCCGGAACAUCUUCGCGAUGAACGAACUCUGCUAGAACUGGACACGUCUGACGCAACCGUCAAGACGCUCGGGCUCGUCUGGAAGCCCAGUACGGACUGUUUCCGUUUCAGAUCGCCAAAGUGGAACGACGUUGCCGUGAUCACGAAGCGUGUCGUGGCCUCAGACAUGGCCAUGAUCUUCGACCCGUACGGGCUGAUCGGUCCUGUCGUCGUCCGAGCGAAAAUCUUCGUGCAGAAGCUGUGGCGCAUGGAACUGGACUGGGACGCCGCUCUGCCAGAAGAUUUGCAGGCGUACUGGCGAGAAUACCGCAGAAAUCUAGCCGGUCUAGACAGCCUGUCGAUACCCCGCUGGAUUGGCACAGGUGCAGAUGACCAGAAUGUGCAGCUUCACGGGUUCUGCGACGCUUCAGUCAACGCUUACGGUGCGUGCAUCUACAUCCGAACCGUUUCGGCCAACGGCGACGUCACCGUCCGCUUGCUGACCUCCAAAUCCCGCAUCGCACCGCUCGAGAACCCGAAAAAGAAGAAGCGUAAGCAGUCGAUUCCCCGCUUGGAGCUGGCGUCCGCUCUGCUGCUGGCGCAUCUGUACGAGAAAGUGGCCAACGCCAUCAACUUCCGAGGAAAAGCGUUCUUCUGGACGGAUUCCAUGAUCGUACGCUGCUGGCUUGCGUCACUGCCGUCCAGAUGGAACCAGUUCGUGGCCAACCGUGUGUCCGAGAUUCAACACCUGACAGAGAGCGGAUCUUGGGACCAUGUGCCCGGAAUAGAGAACCCAGCUGACAUCAUUUCUCGCGGCAUGACACCGAUGCAGCUGCAGUACUCAAAGCUCUGGUUCAACGGUCCUGAUUGGCUGAGUCUCGACCACCAGCACUGGCCGCACGCUCAAGUGCCGAACGCAGCAGACUUCGACCACGAAGAACUGGAGGAACACAACGCUGUCGCUGCAGUUGCACGUGACACCGAGCCCUGCAAACUGUUCACAGCGAAUUCGUCGUACACCGUGACAAUACGGACGACCGCUGUAAUCUGCCGCUUCUGUUUCAACAGCCGUGCGGCGAACAAGCACUGUUGGUCCGUUGACGGCUGAAGA